Molecule: messenger RNA, 1442 nt
Organism: Archocentrus centrarchus (flier cichlid)
Lineage: Eukaryota; Metazoa; Chordata; Actinopteri; Cichliformes; Cichlidae
Gene: kcnmb2a
Product: potassium large conductance calcium-activated channel, subfamily M, beta member 2a
Exons: 6
Coding region: 253-963 (236 amino acids)
Biological process (GO): detection of calcium ion; potassium ion transport
Cellular component (GO): voltage-gated potassium channel complex; membrane
Molecular function (GO): calcium-activated potassium channel activity; potassium channel regulator activity
Source: RefSeq, a predicted model, not a curated record
UGGACAUUUUGGGAGAGCUGCUGCUGACAGUUGUACACCGAAGGCUGGAUUAUCACAACAGGCCCCCCCACUGCGACCAGAGGACCUGUAGAGGGCCAGAGAGAGAGGCCCAAGCAAGGUGUUGUUGUUGUGCCCAGAGAGGAGCUGACUUUGUGUUGACAGCACAAGUGUUCAGGAUACAGCAGGUCUUUCCAGCAGUCUUUCCGUUCUGCUUCAGCAGACAAAGGUGGAUGUGCAUCAUCAUCAGGAAAGAUGUUCUUUGUGGCAGGGGCCAGAAAUACAACAGGAUCAGGAAGAGGAAAUGAGAGGAGGUUAAUUUACCAGAAAUUUCGAGAGGUAGAUAUAUUGGACAAGAAGAAGACGGUGACAGCUCUAAAGCCUGGAGAAGAUCGGGCCAUUCUUCUGGGACUCGGAAUGAUCCUCUCCUCAGUCAUGAUGUAUUUUGUCCUGGGGAUCACCAUAUUGCGCUCCUACACAGACAGUGUGUGGACAGAGGAGGGUGUGUGUAUUGUUCUCAACUCCACGGUCACAGCAGACAUGAACUGUUCCUACAGCUGUGGGUCAGAUUGCUGGAGAAUAUCCAAAUACCCUUGUCUGCAGGUCUAUGUGAGCGUCAAUAACACAGGCCGUGUCAGCCGUUUAUCUCACAAUGAAGAGACCCAGGAUGCCAGCUCUGAAUGUUUCCAUGUGCCCAGGUGCCAGAAGGACAGCGCGGCCGUGCACGACAUGAUUGUGAACAUUUCCGAGCGUCUGAAGAUGACCCGGCAGGUCCCAUGUUACUACGACCCCAGCGAGCAGCGGGAGACGGUCCUCCUGAUCCGGCUGUACGACCAAAGCUUCGUCUUUCACUCACUGCUCUGGCCGUCUUGCACGCUCACAGGAGGAGCCCUCAUCAUCAUGAUGGUGAAGCUCACACAGUACCUGUCCAGACUGUGUGAGGAGAUACUGAAGAUCCAGAGGUGAAGAAAAGCAACCAAAUGAAUUUUUUUUUUUUGUGACCUCUUGCAAGCUCAGAUAUACAAAGCAGAUGACUUUCACUUCAGAGCAAGUUUAUGAAUGUGAAUAAACUGUAAAAUGUCUGAGGGUACUUGUUUACAAGUGUUCCAUACCUAACAAUACUAAUCAAUAUUUCAACUGAUGGAGAAAAACACAGCUGUCUGUACAAGAAUGCCUGCGGUUGAUAAUGUUGAACAAUGUGACGAUGCUGGGAACGUUCCUGUAUUUUGAUAAAUAUGUGUGACUGUUUUAAGACGCAGUGACGGCGUGUUGUUAAACUAUAUCUCCAAAAAAAGUGACCAAAUAAAUGUGAGGUCUUUCAUAAUGUUAUAUAGUGCUGUCCAAAGGCAUGACUCACCCCUCAUUUUUCAUAUUUUGCUAGGAAAACAGGAAGUAGGUGUAGAGAUUUAUUGAAAUGUGCAAACAUAGAUGGAAAUACAGUAAAU